Euleptes europaea (tarantolino) is the source of this 2401-nucleotide messenger RNA. RefSeq names its product transmembrane channel like 6 (gene TMC6). Gene Ontology annotation, cellular component: plasma membrane. The record is from RefSeq and is a predicted model, not a curated record. Gene Ontology annotation, molecular function: mechanosensitive monoatomic ion channel activity. The transcript is spliced from 19 exons. NCBI's taxonomy places the organism in Eukaryota, Metazoa, Chordata, Lepidosauria, Squamata, Sphaerodactylidae. Bases 1 to 2397 code for a protein of 798 amino acids.
AUGGCCCACACGCUAACCUUCAGCUUUGGCUCUGAGAAUGGCAACCAAGCCCCAAGUCCCUAUGACGAAGGUGCUGUGCACGAUUCCUUCCACCAGCUAAUCCAGGAGCAGAGCUGGCUGGCUGAACAGGAGAUGAUGGAGAUGCAGGAGAUGGCAAAUGUGACUUCCAAGGGAAGAGAGAAUCUGGCCUAUAUGGCUUCUCCUGCCCGCCGGACUGAGGCUUGGGAAGCAUCAGAACAGACUGAGGAACAUCCUGGCUUUUCCUCAGCUACGCUGCGCAUCCUAGCCAGCAUGCCCAGCCGUACAAUCGGUCGCAGUAGAGGAGCCAUCCUCUCCCAGUAUUAUAAUCGCACUGCCAGACUGCGGCGUAGAAGUACUCGUCCCCCAUUGCAGGAAAUGUCCCGCUCUGCACGGCCUAGCCUCCGGCAGCUUGAGAUAGACCUGGAUUCCAGUCGUGAAGAAGAGGAUACCAAGCGCAGCCUCCUGGUGAAAGAACUCCAGAGCUUGCCAGCAAGUCAACGUGUUAAUAUGUUGCAAGCGAUGCCUCUGAGCCUGGCAGAGAAGCGUAGCCUCAGGCAGGAUUCAAGUGGGCACUCGGGUACCUUGAGGAAACCCAAGACAACAGCUCCUUUGUCAUAUUGCAGCCGGCUUAAAUACUACAUCAUCAUAGGGUUCCGAAAUUUCUGGUACAGUUGGCUUUCUUUCCUUCACACUCUCCAGCCCUGGCAUUAUUCCCUUAAGCAGAUCAGUGGUCGCUUUGGAUCCAGCAUUCUCUCCUAUUUCCUGUUCCUCAAGACCUUGAUCAUGUUUAAUCUUUUCUUGUUCCUCGUCCUGCUGGUUUUUGUGGUUGCCAUGCAGGCUGCUUACCCUCCUGCCACACCUAACAAUGAAACCUUCACCGGGCUUGAGCUCCUCACUGGAGCGGGCUACUUCAGUCACACACUGAUGUAUUACGGCUACUACAGCAACUUCACUCUCAAUGAUCCCUGUGCUUCUGGCUCUCACAUCAGACAUUGCCAGCAAUCCAGGGAGGCCCAUCUGCCAUACAACAUGCCAUUGGCUUAUGUGUUUGUUGUCGGGGUCUCCUUCAUUGUGACAUGCAUUCUGCUAGUGUACAGCAUGUCUCGUUCCUUUGGGGAAAGCUAUCGUGUGGGCAGUGGCUCUGGGGACCUGGCAGUUAAAGUCUUCUGUGCCUGGGACUAUAAGGUGAUCCAGGAACGUUCUCUUCAACUUCAGAGUGAAAAUAUCUGCACUCAGCUGAAGGAGUGUCUGGCCGAGCGGCGGUCCAGGUCACAACCAUUAAACCUGUGUAAGAGGCUGCAGAGGCUGGUAGUCUGGCUGCUGGCCUGGACAAUAUCCCUUGGCACAGUUCUGGGUUGCGUCGUUGCUGUCUACUAUUUCUCUGAAUAUAUACACCACGUUCACCAUGACAGGCUCACAAGAAGCAGCCAGUCUGGGAAUGAAGCCCUUCUCCUGGCCCUGCCUCUGCUGGUCUCUCUGAUUAACUUGCUUAUGCCAUACAUGUACAACCUCUUGGCUGCCUGGGAGAAGCAGGAGUCUCCAGUCCUUGAGGUAUACAUAGCCAUCUGCAGAAACUUAAUUCUGAAAAUGGUCAUUUUAGGCCUGCUGUGUUACCACUGGCUGAGCCGAAAAGUGACAUCCUCAAAGAUCAAGUGCUGGGAGACUUUUGUGGGGCAGGAGCUAUACCGUUUGGUGGUGAUAGAUUUCAUUUUCACCCUAUUGGACACCGUCUUUGGAGAGCUGAUUUGGAGGAUUAUCUUGGAGAAGAAAAGCCAGAAUAAGCAGAGGCCAGAGUUUGACAUUGCUAGAAAUGUGCUGGAGCUUAUUUAUGGACAAACCCUCACAUGGCUGGGGGUCUUCUUUGCCCCGCUCCUCCCAGCUGUCCAGAUCCUCAAGUUGGUGCUCUUGUUCUAUAUUAAGAAGACCAGCUUGAUGAGAAAUUGCCAGUCUCCUAGUAAACCCUGGCGUGCAUCUCACAUGAGCACCAUCUUCAUCACUUUGCUGUGCUUCCCUUCGUUCCUGGGUGCUUCCGUAUUCCUCUCCUACACCAUCUGGUCAGUGAGACCAUCAGAGAAAUGUGGUCCCUUCCAAAGCCUGGCAACUAUCUAUGCUUCUGGGGAGAUGUGGGUUACACAGCUGGAGAAAUCUAACCCGAACCUUACCUGGUUUACAUGGAUUCAUCAGCACAUGAUCCAAAACACCUUCUUCCUGUUUGUCAUCUCUGGAAUUUUACUAGCUGUGAUCUACCUGAAUAUUCAGGUGGUGAAGGGUCAACGGAGAAUCAUUUCCCUCCUGAAGGAGCAGAUUGCCAAUGAAGGCGAAGACAAGACAUUCCUCAUCCAGAAGCUUCAUGCUGUUUAUGGGAAACGAGAAUGAAGCC